AUGGCAACGGCAAAAAACAAAACAAUAUGUUUUAAAUGUAAUGAAGAUAAAAUAACAUAUCCUUGUGAAGGAUGUUCGCAAAGAUUUUGUUUACUGGAUUUGACAGAACAUCGUCAAAUAUUAACUAGUGAAUUACAUCAUAUCACCAAUGAAUAUAAUGAAUUUAAACAGACAAUUAAUGAACAAAAACAAAAUUCACAAAAUGGUUCAUUAAUAGAGCAAAUUAAUCAAUGGGAAAUCGAAUCAAUUGAAAAAGUUCAACAAAAGGCCCAAGAGUGCAGAGAAAUUAUUAUUAAAUCAUCACAAAUAUGUAUUAAAGAUAUUGAAACGAAGCUUAAUAAUUUACGUGAACAAAUAAAACAAAUGCAAAAACAAAAUGAGUUUAAUGAAAUUGAUUUAAAUUAUUUAAGAAAUCAAUUAAUAGAAACUACACAAGAAUUCAAUAAUCUAUCAAAGAUUUCUAUUAAAAAAGAGUCACAAUCAUUUAUUCAUGAUAUUUCAAUUAUUUUAUCAAAAAAACCCAAAUUUAACAAAUGGAAACAAAAUGCCAUCACUGUAGCUGGUAGAAAUGGAGAAGGACAACAAUUAAAUCAACUCAGUCACCCUGCAGAAAUCUUUGUUGAUGAAAAGAAAAAUAUUUUCAUUGCUGAUAGUGAUAAUCAUCGUAUUGUUGAAUGGAAAUGUAAUGCAAACGAAGGACAAAUUAUUGCAGGUGGAAAUGGGCAAGGAAAUCGAAUGAAUCAAUUAGAUCGACCACCAAAUAUGAUUGUUGAUCAACAAAAUCAGUCGAUCAUCAUUGCUGAUCGUUAUAACAGACGAGUGAUUCAAUGGUCGAAUCAAAAGCAACAAAUUCUCAUUGACAAUACUGACUGUUGUGGCUUAGCAAUGGACAAAAACGGAUUUCUUUAUGUUUCGGAUCAUAAAAAGAAUGAAGUGAGACGAUGGAAAGUGGGUGAAUACAACAACGAAGGAAUUAUAGUAGCAGGUGGAAAUGGACAAGGAAAUCAACUUAAUCAACUCAAUAGUCCAGGUUUAAUCUUUGUUGAUGAAAAUCAAUCUGUUUAUGUAGCAGAUUGGUGCAAUCACCGUGUAGUGAAAUGGAGAAAAGAUGCAAAAGAAGGACAAAUUGUGGCUGGAGAAAAUGGUCAAGGAGAAAAUCUUAAUCAAUUGACUUAUCCUGAAGCAGUAACUGUCGAUCGUUUGGGUCAAAUCUAUGUGGCAGAUUGUGCGAAUCAUCGAAUAAUGCGUUGGUGUGAAGGAAAAGAAGAAGGUGAAAUUGUUGUUGGUGGCAAUGGUCAAGGAAAUCAAUCAAAUCAAUUGAAUGGCCCCUGUGGUUUAUCUUUUGAUGCUGAAGGAAAUCUUUAUGUUGCUGAUUAUUUGAAUAAUCGAAUUCAAAAAUUUGAAAUAGAGUUGUGA
Messenger RNA from Adineta steineri, 1416 nucleotides. The record is from the annotation of a GenBank genome assembly. Lineage: Eukaryota; Metazoa; Rotifera; Eurotatoria; Adinetida; Adinetidae.